AUGGAAAGUCAGCAGUUGAUGGCAUGUGCCAUCCUUGUCAUCGUGCUGGUAAAUGUACUUCUAUGCGCCCUGUCACUCUUCGAUUUCUCGCUUCUCACCCUCUCCAUUCCAAUUUUUGUAAUCCCAAACCUCGAUCUGUGGGCCGACGAUCGAUCGUUAUCAACAUACAUGGCCUAUAUUCUGAAAAUGAUCUACCCAAUCAAUUUGAUGAUGCAGACAUGUUCAGUCUACAUCAUGGUCAUGAUCACUUUGGAACGAUGGGUUGCUGUGUGCCGUCCUUUACAAGUCCGAGUGUGGUGCACUCCUCGAAAAUCACGAAAUGCCAUUCUCGUCAUCAUCGUCUCGGCUUUCCUCUACAAUUUCGUUAGGUUUUUCGAGUACCGAUUUGUAUCCACGGAGACUGGAGCGAUUUAUGAAAAGUGGUUACGAGAUCCCGGAACUCAUAGGUGGUACUAUGUGGGAUACUACACAAUCAUGUACAUUGUCACACACUUCCUGGUGCCCUUCUCAGUGAUGGCGUUUGCCAAUGGACAUGUCAUUGUGGCGAUGUGCAAACUGAGUAAAACAAGACAAAUGCUCACGAGACAGCAACAACGAGAGCAGUCGACGACAGUUAUGCUACUAAUCGUCACAUUUGUUUUUGCCAUUUGCAACACUCUUCCAUUUCUUCUAAACGUCUCCGAGAGCAUUUUUCCGACAUUGUUCCAAGACGAGAGCACGAGGGGAUUGGCAUAUUGGCUGAAUGAUCUUUCAAACCUUCUCGUCGUUCUCAAUUCUGGAACCACCUUCAUCAUCUACUUCACGUUCUCAGAAAAGUACAGACAGACGUUGAUUUUCAUUUUGAAGAACGGAUGUUGUGCCACCGUCAGUGACUACAACAACUAUACAGCAAUGUCUAGAACAGCAUCGAUGAGAAUAUCUAGUGAGACGGGCGGUCAGAUACAAAGACAAGGUUCCAGAAUGAGCAAUAGCAGCCGCUCAUCGGACGUCCUACUCAAACCAAUUUACAUGCAGAAAAGAAGCGAGCGCUUCUCGUCGGAAUACAACGAACGAACUUGCAAACACCUUGCUCCUUUCGAAGACUACAAAUUACCAAGAUUGCCGAACGAGAAGAGGAAGAAGAAACUGCAUAAAAUGUCAGCCGUGGAGCAUCGUGGUAUGCCUGAAAUCACAAUCACAUUCAGUGAGGAUACACCCGAUGGAGAACCCGAUUCUCCGUGUCAGCCGUGCUAG
Caenorhabditis remanei is the source of this 1233-nucleotide messenger RNA. RefSeq lists its product as uncharacterized. Lineage: Eukaryota; Metazoa; Nematoda; Chromadorea; Rhabditida; Rhabditidae. Gene Ontology annotation, cellular component: membrane. Gene Ontology annotation, biological process: G protein-coupled receptor signaling pathway. Gene Ontology annotation, molecular function: G protein-coupled receptor activity. The transcript has 9 exons. The record is from RefSeq and is a predicted model, not a curated record. Bases 1 to 1233 code for a protein of 410 amino acids.